This is a messenger RNA of Eruca vesicaria subsp. sativa (arugula), 348 nucleotides long. The record is from the annotation of a GenBank genome assembly. NCBI's taxonomy places the organism in Eukaryota, Viridiplantae, Streptophyta, Magnoliopsida, Brassicales, Brassicaceae.
AUGGCGGGGUUGGCAUCAGAAGACGCAGAUACGCUAAUAAGUAAUAUGAUAAUGGUUGCUGCAAAUAUAGUCUUCGCUGGAGAUUAUAGUCGGGAUAAUACGCUUGUUAUUUUCGUAAGUGCACUUGAAUCUCUCAACAAUUUGAACUAUAACAUACAACUACAGCAAACAAUUCAAGAGUCUAUCAACGAUGUACCACCAGUAAUGAAGCCUACAAGUGAAAGUGCAAUUGCUUCUUUGGAAGUAAACGUCGUGAAAGAUGAUGACAACCUUUCAGAAGACAAAUGUGUUAUUUGUUUGAGAAAUUUUUUCCCAGGAUCAGAAAUUUUGGUUCUAAGCUGUGGCUAA